Brassica oleracea var. oleracea is the source of this 1791-nucleotide messenger RNA. RefSeq names its product putative F-box protein At5g50220. Gene Ontology annotation, molecular function: protein binding. The record is from RefSeq and is a predicted model, not a curated record. Lineage: Eukaryota; Viridiplantae; Streptophyta; Magnoliopsida; Brassicales; Brassicaceae. The coding region runs from base 1 to 1791 and encodes 596 amino acids. The transcript is spliced from 5 exons.
AUGAAUCUCGGCUUUCACGAGCUUAUGGACUACAAUACUUUAUAUCCGACAGGGAAGGAUAGAUUAAACAUCUCCUCUUAUCCUCACGACAAAGCCUUGGGGGAUGUAGCAGUUCCCAUCCAUGAGGAAAGUGAAACUGAGAGUGCGGAUGAGCAGGCACCUACGAAGAAUGCCAAGAUGUCCAAAGGCAAAGGGGUUGCGGUUGAUCGAGAUAGGGCGAAAACUCCAUCUGUGGAGGAGCUGUAUGAUCACUUGAAGAAUGAGGUCACUUGGACUCCAACCAGGUUCGCUGACCUUGAUCUGCUAAAGGAGUUGGGUCUUGAAUCUGAUAUUGAAGAGAUGCUAGGACAUUUGAAGAUGCCAAAACACCUCACCAUGGCAUAUCCUUUCUACAAAGAUGUCACUUGUCAGUUCUUAUCUUCUCUUGCGGUCACUUACCACGACACCGCGCAUGUGAGGCAAGGAUGGGGAAAAAUCAGUUUUAAGGUCAAUGGACGAGAAUACAACAUGAACUUCAAGGACAUUGGAAGAGUCAUGGGGUUCCAAGACCUAGAAGACCACUCCCUACCCAACUUGGUUCAGGCAAUAGUAAGUGUAUAUCUAGGACGUGUCAACUAUGGUUUUCGAAAGACAGACAUGGAGGAGAACAAGCCACCACAAGUUCUCUCAACGUCGCAACACAAAAAAAAUGGUAUCAACCUCCCUCUUGAUCUAGCUAUAGACAUACUCAGGAGACUUCCAGCAAAGUCUCUCGCGAGGUCCCGAUGCGUCUCUAAGCAAUGGGAAACUGUUAUUGGAGACUACAUAGUCAAAAACUCUAUCGUCCCUAGGUCUUUGGCUCAACCGCCGCCUGAUGCUCGACAUUUCAUCAUGGACAUUCUGGUAAAAAACCGUGUGCAUGCCUUCUCGUAUGCUUACCCUCAUCAAAUCACAAACGAGAACAACCAAUUCUACCAAGAGAAAAUCUUUGGAAGGAGCAAAGACACGGCCCAGUUUCAAUACCUACGCGGCUUGAUCGGGUUUGGAUCACCAAAACAUGGUAAGUUCACAAUACACAACCCUACCACAGGUCAAUGUGUUUCCUUACCCGAUGUAGGUAUACCAUGGCGGUUCUACUUAUUCGGGUACGACCCUUUGAGGAAUCAAUACAAAGUAGCAUGCCUAUCAAUGUCAACAAUUGAGCCAGAGAAAUCUUGCAAAGUUUUCACAUUUGGAGAUCCUGCAAAGCAGUGGAGGAAAUGCAGCGGUGGACAUUACAGUCCAUUCGAAUAUUUAGCAUGCCCCAACGAGGCAGUUUGCAUCAAUGGGAAAAUCUAUUACACAGCAAUGAAAAUAGAUGGGAGAAGAGGAAUUCUCAUUAGCUUCAGUGUUGAGACCGAGAGGUUUAAUCAUGUUCAGGCUCCCGAAAAUAUAUUCCUUCACCGUGGAGACGUGUCUCUUGUAAACUACCAAGGGAAGCUAGGAUGCAUAGGUCGAAACAACCUCAAUAAUGAGGAUAUGGAUGUGUGGGUUAUGGAGAGCGCAGAGAAACAAGAGUGGUCGAAGAUUACACACAUGGCUGUGCUUCAAGAAAUACCGAGUUCUAUGAUCAGUUUUGCUGUCUCACAUCCCGGUGGUGAAAUCAUUAUAGUCCCCGACUUAUAUUGUAAGUUUGCAUCAGAUGUUUAUUAUUACAGUCCAAAUAAUAAUAGGCGUAGCAGGUUAGUAAUCCAAACACCAACAUCGUCACAAGGUUAUUUUAGGAUCUGGCCCGUCACGGAACCUGUUGAGAAUAUUAUGUCUUUGUUGUAA